UCCAGUGAAGAGGGAUUUUACACUGACAGCCUAAUGUUAUGGACUAUGCAUUAAGUUAGCUCACUGGCUAGCCGAACAAUGCCAGCUAGAUGCUGCCGUGUUUAAGAAGACACAGGAUAUGGCUGACAGCGAUUUCUAUGGAUAAACGUCUAUUAAUGUGGGAUUUAAGAAAGCUGCCAAACACAGGUUUGUCUUUGAAAGGGUUUGACCAUCCCACUGACUGUCAUGGACAACGCGAAACCACACAGGUUGGUGCCAUUAUACUCACAUAAUACUGCUUCAUUUGUAGUAUAUACAUGUACCACAGCUAGAGGUGAAAUAGUGCACUCCUCAGUUACGCCAAUGUGUUUUGUUCUUGGUUCCUUUGCAUUACAUUGAUGGCAUGCAGGAUACAUCCAUUUUAUUCACUGACAGCUUUACGUACACUGCACGUGCACCUGCACCUCCCCGCUGGAGGCUCGUGCAUGGUAGACUUAGCUACUAAUGUCAAAAGUAUAUAAUUAUUAAUGGUUGUUAACUGACUCCUAUCUGCAAAUAAGAUAGAACAGUUAGAAAAUACGACAUUGCGACAAAUAUAGCUCAUAACUGAACUCUUUAUUCCUGUCGUUAAUAACUAAAUUUAGAAACUGCAUAAUAGCUUUGCUUUGAAUGAGAGGCGCGCAGCCUGCCUCUGCAAACAGCAGUGAAGUGAACAGCAGUAACCUUGGAAACAGCUAUUUGAAAGUGACAUGCCAAUCUGUUUAGUUACAAUAAAUACAAUUACAAUAUCAUUUUAUCAAAAUAUUAUGCUGUAUAAUAUAUUUCAUGAAUUUAUUCUACAAUUUACAUCAAUUAAACUUACAGUUUUCUACAAUAAACUAAGACAAAGCCUAUGGGACAAUACCUAACAGUUCCUGGCAGCUUAAGUGGUCAUUCAACACACUUUGAUGCUCAACAAUAAAGAAAUGAAAAAAAAUGCAAUCAUGACUUUUUUCUAAAAACUUUAAAUCAUUGUUUUUCAAAAAAAAGGAGGAAUUAUUUAAUAAAUAUUAAAACCUGUCGAUUUGAAGUUUUUUUUGGCUCAAUCUCAAUAAAGGUAAUAUAAGAGUUGGUGGUAAAACAAGUAAUUGGAGAUGUUUCUGAAGUCAACUAUGAAAUAGUUUCUGUUUGCAGCUUGUGUGAUGUGUCUAUAAAGAUAACGCUGAUUAUUGGGUGUGUUAUUUAUGUCUUAUCCUCACCACCAGCAGAGACGAGUGAUAUUAAAAGAUGUUUGAGAUGUUCAGCUGAUGUAACAGUCGCUCUCUUUACACCUUUUGAAGCACAUUUUGAUUUUUAUUAAUCUGAAAUUGUAAAUAAUGGGCCUGCCAAAAUGCAAAUAAGUUACAUAACUCAACCUGUGUUUAAAACUUUUUGAACAACUGGACCGUUAGUACUUUGCCAGUCCCCUGGCCACACCCCAGCACACCACCUCCUCAGUCUCAAUGACACACACUCUCAUACACCUCUGGAGCUGAAAGAGCCUGUUGAUGUAAGAUCUCCCCCUUACUCCCCUCCAUCCUGUGCAGCCUCAGAUUCAAACUCACCAGCUUCUCUUUGCUUUGUGAGGAAUUGGUGAGGCCACGCCAAAAUUCAGUUGCCAUGUUCAAAGAAGACUAUUUACACUCUGUCCUAUACUCGACCUGAAGUGUGCGCUUCUUCCUCUAUACGUACUGUAUGUGUGUGUCUUGUCUGCUUUUAGAGGUGUGUUAUGUAAUAACAGCCUUUUAAGAAGGAUAGCUUACUCUCUCCUUCAAUUAUUAAGCUCCUCUCCAGUAUGCUACAAAGAAAGAGUUGCCCAGAAGCGAGUUUUAUGGGAACUCAGAAGUACAGUACUAUAUGCCAACUUCUUGUGUCACUUCAGAGGAAUUUUAUGUUCUUGUGUGCAGCCACACAUGUUGCUACCCAUACUUCUCACUCUGACGCUGUUAGUCAAAAACGGAUGCUACUUUGAAUCUCUCAGAUCUCGUUCUCACUGUAGUGGCUCAUAUUCAGAGCCAUCAGUUAGUGCUAUUCAAUACCUGGAAUAGCACUUAAAGUCUGGAUCAGUGCUGCUGUUUUGUGAGUUAUUGAAAUGAGUUACUUAAAGAUCCUAUAAAGCAUCUUUCAUGUUUUCGUGUUUUUAUAGCAGUAUGUAGAAAGGAGGUAGCAUCAAAUGUUUGCUUUGCACAAUCAUAUAUUUGAUACUAAUCAGGAAAUUGCUUACAUAUUUGAAACUGGAACUCACUGCUUAUAUGGCAAUUUCUGUCGCACCAUAUCUGUCGUCACUAUCCCACUUUUUAUUCACCUACCUUAUCAAAGAACUUACUUAGGCCUUGCUAACACAUCUGCCCUUUUUAUUUACAUUUGCUCUGUGAAUGUCUAGCAAUGAUGAGGAUGAAGAGCUGCACUCCACAGACCCAGAGAGUAAAGAGAACAACAAAGAUAAAAAGACCCUGUGCAAAGUAAAGUGGUCCCGGGAUGAGGUAAGUACAGCAGGUUAUUUUAUUGAAUGUAAUGGGAACUCUGACCCUUUAUAAGACUUUUCUUUUUGAUGUGUUGAAGAAUGUACUUCUGCUUUAUAAGAACAGUGAUAUUUAAAGCUACGAUUUUAUUCAACUAGAGAAUAUAGCAGACAGCUUGUUAAUGUGUGUAAGUGAUAUUGUUUUACUUGAAUGUCUCUUCUUUCCUCAGGAUGAAAAGCUGAAAAAACUUGUCGAGCAGCACGGAACAGACUCCUGGAAAUUGAUUGCUAACUUUUUUCCAGUAAGUAUCUCAACCAUUGUAUCAAAAUUGUGUUGUUUGAAAGAAGUAUCCUAUUCAGACCAGUAAGUUGUCUUAUAAUUAUGAACCAAAAUGGUUUCACUGUGGUGGCAAGUGGCUGAAGAAGCCGUAUUUGCAGCUGUCAGGAGGAGUCUGCAUAACCAUAAGGUGAAAAUAGGGUGUAAUGAUGUGUUGUGCUUUGUGUGUGUUUGACACAGGGGAGAACAGAUGGCCAGUGUCAGCACCGCUGGCAGAAGGUGCUCAACCCAGAGCUGGUGAAAGGACCGUGGACAAAAGAGGAGGAUCAGAAGGUAAGAGGAGAUGGGAGUUCCCUGCUCUAGAUAGAAAGAGGAAUGACGACUAAAAAGGUAAAUGAUAGCAGAGACAGAAGGAAGCUGCAGGAAGUGCAAAAAUCACUCCAACUUGAGUGAAAGAACACAACGCAAACAGAAAUGCUACAAAAUACCUUGUUAUGUUUUUUCAACCAAAGUCUAGAAGGGCAGGGCACAUGCGCAAGCCUGCUUCCCGCUUAAACUUUCAGUGCCAGAGCUUUUAGUCUUUUUUUCUUCUUUGCAGAGUAAUUUCUCCACUACGUCAUCCCUAAUAAAGCACAGACUCUCUAAGUCACUACCUCAGAGCCCCAGCCCUUCUUGUACAGAGUGAAGCUCUAAAUAUUUCCUUCAUCCUUCAGCAGAACAAUGCAUUUCUCAAAUAGGUCAAAAAUGUUGAGAAUGGUGUCUCAUUCCUGCAACAUUUCAGCUUCCAAGCAGACCUAUCGAUAACAUUCAGGGCUGCCAGUAGUGAUGUCACAAAAUGUUCAAGCUUUGACGGCAACAGGCUACCAAACUCUGCUGCUGCAACAAUCACACUACUGCUGCUGUUUAACAGGCAUAGCUUAAAGAUGAGACUUCCUUCUUCAAUUGAAUUAUCCAAUUACUUUAUUCUUUUAUCAAUCUACACAAUAAAAAAAUGUGUCGCAGAAUGUAAAAUAUUUUUAUUCAAAUAACUUUCCUCCCUCAGGUUAUUGACCUGGUACACAAGUAUGGUCCCAAGCGAUGGUCUGUGAUCGCCAAACACCUCCAGGGUAGAAUUGGGAAGCAGUGCCGCGAACGCUGGCACAACCACCUCAAUCCAGAGGUGAAGAAGUCGUCAUGGACUCAGGAGGAGGACAGAAUUAUCUAUGAAGCCCACAAACGACUGGGUAACCGCUGGGCAGAGAUCUCUAAGCUUCUUCCUGGACGGUAAAGUGACCAUGUACACACAGCGCAUGCAGGUUUUUUCUGGUCACAUUUGAAGAAAAAAUGCAUAAAUUGUCUUGAUCCGUUGCCUAACAGGACGGACAACUCUAUCAAGAACCACUGGAACUCCACCAUGAGGAGGAAGGUGGAGCAUGAGGGGUACCUGCAAGAUGGUUGCAAGGGUUUUGCUUCUCCACACGCUGGAGUGAAGAGACGCCACCACAGGCCGUGUCCUCCAACCCCAACAGAGCCGCAGCACUGUGACCGCAGUCCCUUACCAGGACCCAGACCCAACCAGGUCCACUUAGCUCUAAGACUCCUACCACAACUAUCAUUCUGUUAUCAUGAUCAGCAGUUUGUAUCAAAGCGUGGUUCUCUGUAUUGAAGGUGGUGGGAUAUCCGUACGAUCCUCACAGCGAACACUUGAUGGACAGUCUUCCUGAUGAUUCGGGUUUCAUUCAGGUAAGUUUCUGUGUAUUUUCUUCCUUUAUAGUUUUGGAUUCUUUAUUUCCUGGGCUUUCUGUAGUUACCUUGUGACUACUAACCCUGGACACUUCAAAUCAAAUCACUUGAAUGUCCUGUUUUUUUUUCACCUAAUUUUCAAUAACAGAUCAAAUGCUGUACAGAACACUGGGAGUAAAUCUCGUGUUCUCCUGUUGAUUAUUAUAUGUGCAAAUCUGUUUUUUUGUCUGUUUUCCUAACUCCUUCCUUUCCUCCUGUCCUCUCGACCUCUCUUCCCUGACGUUUGUUUAUUUCAGCCAUCCUGCCUGGAUGAUCCUGACAGAGAGCAAAGAAUAAAGGAGCUUGAGCUGCUGCUUAUGUCAGCAGAGAGCGAAGUCCAACGACAAGUGCAGUGCAGAGGUCCAUGUGUAAGAACACACUCCGAAUGUGUGUUUGCAAACCUAGUCAGCAUAGCUUGCGUGUUUGUAGCUUAAAUACACUGUAAAAAGUUUAAAAACAGUCAUUUUAAAAUCUUGAUGAAAUGUAAAGUUUAAAAAUAAGUUUAAAAAUUCAAAUGAAUUCUUUUUUGUCCUGGUUUAGAGAAAUCAUAUUCAGACUUGAGUUCAAAGACUAACUGUGAUGAACUUUUUGCAGUGUAUAAGCAUUAAAACAAGAACAGCACACUCGUCUGUGUGUCUGUGGCUUGAGUUUCUGUAGUGUUGCUAUAGUAACUGCCUUCCCUAUGCACUGUACUUGCUAUACUUUAUUAAACUGGCCUGAGGCUGUGCCUGGUAGCCCCUCGUUCCACCUCCCCUCAUCACCAUCGCUCCAAACAUGAACCUGCUCCCCUCUCCCCCUCCUCCAGUCCUCAUCCCCAUGCCCACGCUGAGCCAGCAGUUUGAACCAAAGCACUCUCCUCCGUCUCUCCUCUUCUUGUUCUCACUCAUUUCAUGUUAUUAGUCAUUCUUCACAUCCAGUGACUUCAUAGUGAAUGGUGGAGACUAGAUCAACUUGUUGUAGCAUCACCAGUGUUUACCAUUCUUCACUUUUCAUCUCGAAUUUUAUGCAAAUUUAGAAAUUUCAAUCAGGCAAAUAUGUUUUUAACACCCUAAUUCUCCUCUCAUCCUCCCUCCUCAGAGUCUGGAGCAGUACUCACCGUGGUCUGACUCUGUAUCAGAUGACGCACUGACCGCAGGUAGCAGCAGCUUGGAGGGGCAACCAGAGAGAAGGUCCUGGAGGGGGCCUCCAUCCCAGCUUCCUGUCUCUCCCAGCAAGUUCCUGGCUGUCGAGGCCAGCACUGUGCUCUCCACUCUGCACACCAUACCUGAGUUUGCAGAGACCAUGGAGCUCAUUGACUCAGUGAGUGAACAGAAAGACCACAACAGGGAACAUACAUAUCAUAGCAUUUGUUUGCCUUGCAGGGCUUAUUAUGAAUGUAUCUAGAUGUGUUUGGCUCUGCAGGAUCCAGUUGCAUGGAGCAACGUGGCCGGCUUGGAUUUGUCAGAGACCGCAACGCCGUCCAGGCAUAACCAGGCAGGCUACAGCACCCUCCUGCAAGAGAGGACGAUUGAAAACUCAGCCGGCUACACUCCUACUGCUUUCUCUGAUUGUGACAAGAACUGUGCUCCAUUUAGUCUGGGCAAUGUCGCCGCCCUGACUCCUAUCAGCUCAUCUAAACCCACCCAGGCAUCCGCUGGGAAGAGGAGGAGGAGAGAGAAGGGGGAGCUGUCUCCUCUUUCUGACAGGACUUGUGCCUCAUUCUUGGAAAAUAUCUCAAAUUCUCCAAAGAAAACGCCCAUGAAAUCCCUGCCAUUCACCCCGUCACGAGUAAAUGUUUUUCUUUUAUUCGUCUUUCAAUAAGAACUCGGUGUUGAUUCAACAUGCAGCUCAUACUGUAUGUCUGUUCUGUGUUUCCUUAGUUCUGUAAUACAUCAGGAAUGGAGCAUCUGAAUCUGGAAAAUCCUGCCCUCACCUCAACGCCUGUGUGUGGGCAACAAUGUCUACUCAACACACCGCUCCAAAAAGAAACCACACCUAAGCACCAGAAAGAGAAUGAUGGGUAAAAAGUUACUGAAACUUUGAAAAGUCACUUUGUUUUAAGGAAAUUUUCGGCAUGACCGUUAACCUUAAAUAAAGGAGAUUGUUUGGGAGAGACUUUGAUAUUGUCUGUUUACUCUGUAGUCCACGGACCCCGAAAUUCCGUAAAACGGUCAUGAUUCCAACUCCAAGAACGCCAACUCCCUUCAAAAAUGCUUUGGCGGCCCAGGAGAAAAUGCAUGGACCGCUGAAGAUGGAGGUAAAAGAUCAAAUGUCACUGUCACUGAUUCAUCCAUGAUAUUUCAGUCUUUUGCUCACCAAUAUUCUCUUAUACAAAACAUAUCCUUUGGUCUUGUUGCUAAAUUUACACGUGUGUGUGUUGGUGUUUUCAGCCACAGCCGUUGGCAUUUCUUGAAGAAGACAUUCGAGAAGUCCUUAAGCAGGAGACUGGAGCGGACAUCUUUAACAGGACAGUUGUCCCGCCAGACUUUAGGGCAUGGAAAAAUACCGUAUGUGUACUACACUUUACCGUUGUGGUAUUCAAAGAAACAUACACAUUUUUAAACAAAAUGAAAGAGAAGUUUCAGAUAAAAUGUGCUGAAUUUUUUUAUUUGUCAAUUGAUUUCAGAUGGAUGGCCCGGCGAGAAAGGUGCGUAAAUCCCUCGUGCUGGACCCUUGGGGGAAAGACUGUCUAAAUGUUCAUCUAUUUCAAGAGCAGGUCAACAACCCACAAGUAAGUCAUCAUACCGGUUUACAAUUACAGGGGCUGAUCCUGAAACUAGACCGAAAAGCAAACUCAGUGACUAUUACGAAUGUAGCGCACCUAACCACAAAAAGAUACUGGGAGAGGUGUGUUUGUACUUGGAAACUCCCAGACAGAGACAUAUAUUACACUACCGAUAAACAGGUUGAUGGUCAGCCUUUGAAAUGUCCUAAAAUCAUACAGUUAAUAAAUGAUCCCAGCAUAAUUUCUUGUGUGUUUUUUUUAGUUCCUCUUUCAAUUCAAUCUUAUGUUGCAGGUGCCGGAUGAAAGUUUACUGACAAGUUCCUCCCUGGUCGGUCUUCUCGCUGAGCCGGAGGAGUGCAGCCGUCCUUUGACUUCCGUGCGAGAGGAGCCUUCACCAGCCCCAGUUCAUCCUCAUCGCUUUUCAAGUCCCCGCAUGAAGAAGCUUCUCGCCUCCCACAAAGCCCCAAAACACACCAACGUACAGGUACGUGAGGCGGAAUUAGUUACACAUCGCUUCUGCGCUUAUGAAAGCCGACCUGUUGAGUGUUUUCCACAAACAAAGUGAGAUUAGCAGAAGGCUGACAUGAAUGCCAAAUACUGUAAUUCAACAUUUGCAAAGCUGGACUUUGGUUUUGAAAAUCUGCUUAUGAGCUUCCACCUGCUUUCUCCCUGCCUUUGCUGACUCAUGUAAAAUUCUGGCUGCAUUUCUUGGCAUGUCAACUGUUGAUCAGUAGAAAAAUGUGAACCAUUUUCAGGAAUAUGAGUUGUCUUUGUUUCACACAUGCCCCACAGUGCUGCUUAAGUCCUAAACCUGCUUAAAGGUGCAACCUUGCAACAAUAAUUUCCACAAUAGUGCAAUGAAGUAAUGACUAGUUAUAAUUGUUUAUACUUCUACAGGUGAGUGAGUGGGAAGCAGUGGUUUAUGGGAAGACAGAGGACCAACUGAUCAUGACAGAACAGGCCCGUCAAUACCUGAACCCUUACCCAUCAUCUGGCUCUACCUCAAGAGCCCUUGUGCUUUAAAGCCAUCCGUCCAGCUGAGCAGGCAAACACUACUACACCCCGUCCAACCUCCACUGAAACCUGUGAGAGACAAUCCAGUGAAAAAAGCAGAAAUGGACUGCCAAAACUCACCAGGACAAGACAAGCUGCUGGUAUUGUUUUCAUCACCUUUUUAGGUCACUGCUCACGUAGUUCUGUGUUUGUAGAGCCGGCUUAUUUAAUGUUUCAAAACACACAACAUAGCAACAGAAAAAAAGGUAGGUUUAGUUUCUGCACUCUACAGUGAUAUUAAAGCAACCUACAUAAACAACAGGCUGUAAAAAGUGUUCAUGUUUAGCUGUGGCUGCUUCUGAGUGUCAUAUUGUUAAUAUAUUGUUCAAAAGAUGAGAAAGACAUUUUAUAGCGUAACACUACUCACAGUGUAUCUCCUCUUGGUUCAGCUGAACUGCCACACUUCUGUUAUCAGAUAAAAACACUCACAUAUGAAAUAGUUUGGUUUAAUACGUGCAUGUUUUAACCACACUGUCAGUUUUAAUAAGACACAGAGCACAAUGAUAACCCUUGUUUUGCAAAAUUGCAGAAAACGUUUGGUUUCUUUUCUAUUAUUUCUCCGACAGCGGGAUUAGGUUGCUGAAAACCUAUCUUUAGUGAUGUGAAGUUUUUGAGGAUGAAGAUAAGAAGCUGUCACUAUUGCACUACUGAGUGAAAUUUUGCUGCUGAGGAAAAAAAAAAGGAGCAGUGUUUUAAAGGGCAAACUGGAUAGCACUUGUUACAGUAUCUUUUCAAACAAUACAGCAUUUCCUGUCCAAGGCCAUAGUGUCCAUCCUGACAUGGGUUGAAUGUAUCUCAUUGCAAUGAACAUGUGUAAGAACCUCAAAAAUAGAAGGGUACCUUAAUGUUUAUUUCUGUUUAUUUAUUAUCUUACAGCUCUAAAGCUUAGAUUUUAAUAUAAAUCCGUCACCAUGAGGUUUUAUGAAGUUUAACUUUGCUGACAAAACAGCCUCAAAAUGCUCACUAAGAGCUUGGACGAUGAAUGGUUG
Xyrichtys novacula (pearly razorfish) is the source of this 9242-nucleotide messenger RNA. The record is from the annotation of a GenBank genome assembly. NCBI's taxonomy places the organism in Eukaryota, Metazoa, Chordata, Actinopteri, Labriformes, Labridae.